Molecule: messenger RNA, 393 nt
Organism: Aspergillus nomiae NRRL 13137
Lineage: Eukaryota; Fungi; Ascomycota; Eurotiomycetes; Eurotiales; Aspergillaceae
Exons: 1
Coding region: 1-393 (130 amino acids)
Source: RefSeq, a predicted model, not a curated record
AUGGGGAAAAAGGCCAAUGCAUUUGCCACCGCUGCCGCCGCCAUUAAUCUUGUCAAUGCCAUCUUCUGCUUGGUCUUUACUAAUAUCUUUGAUCAGCCGGAUCUCAUGACUGGCAUUGUGGCCCUCCUCUUCUUCUUCCUCGACGCGAUAUUUACCCUCGUGCUCGUCGUCUUCUUGCUCAUUGGCAUUGUCUACGCCUGUCAGCUUAAGGAACCAACUGUAGCAGCCCGGCGUUUCUAUCACAACCGCGUGUCCUUGCAGUCUACCAGGUGGUUGCUUCGAAAGGAAAAUAGACAGGCGAUUGAGCUAGUCCCUCUCCCAGAAGCGACCACGUCUAGAAAAUACGACUACCAGCGACGUACAAGUUCGUCUUCAUGUCAGCCAAAAUUGUGA